Molecule: messenger RNA, 5733 nt
Organism: Hydractinia symbiolongicarpus
Lineage: Eukaryota; Metazoa; Cnidaria; Hydrozoa; Anthoathecata; Hydractiniidae
Exons: 7
Coding region: 1-5733 (1910 amino acids)
Biological process (GO): DNA repair; telomere maintenance
Molecular function (GO): DNA helicase activity
Source: RefSeq, a predicted model, not a curated record
AUGAUCACAUUAGAAGCCUAUCAAGCCGCAAUUGGUACAUUUCAUUGCUUCUCAAGAAAGUCACCACAAAAUCAAUUAGCUUCCCUUGUUAGUUUUGAAACAUUUUUAAUGAUACAAGAAUUAUUGUCAUGGAAGAGUUUCCUUUGUAAUUUUCUUAUUAGUGCUGUAGUGGUCAUUAUUGAGUUCAAUAUUAAUAUGUCAUUUUUGAAGUUAUUACAAUUGCUGGCUGAUGGCGAUGUGGAAAUUAAUCCUGGUCCAACAUACAAGAUUGUUAAAUGUGUCCAAGGAACUCUCAACCAGGCAGAUGCAAAAUAUGGAGAAACUUCGGGUAUGCAAUGUGUUCCUAAUGCAUUAUUUGCCAUUAUUUGGUCAGUAAUUCACAAGGUCUCACUAUGGACUAGUUGGGAUCUGGACUAUAUACUAGAUAACGGAGAAAUAACAUUAUCUGGAAAAGCAUUUCUGAACUUUGAUGGUGACCUGAACGGACUAAUGUUCAGGACAGGAGGCUUCACCACUUCAAUAUUUCUUUACACAACACAAUUCUUUGUAUUUAAUUCUCACAGUCGAAGUAUUGAUGGUUCAGUUGUUGCUGAUGGACACUCUCUUUUGAUGAAGUUCAAGAGGCUUUGUGAUGUGGAGGCCUAUAUUAGAGACUUUUAUUUGCGCAAACAGAGUCUAACUUCCCAAUACUACCAGAUACAACCGGUGAAAAUUAAUCUGACAGAAUUAGAAAUAUCCACUAUUGCAGCAUCUAUCAAGAGACUGAAAAAUAGAAAAUAUUAUCAAAAUUUAGUUGGUAGUGCUAAACACAAUCAAAGAAAGGAACAAAUGAAAUCAUACAGUUCUCAACGGUCUGAUAAAAAGAAGUGUACCCACUUAGGUGAAUGUGACAUACAAAAAAAUAUGAAAGCAAAAUAUACAAAGAAAGUGAUCAAGUUCAGACAAGAAGUUGCAAAAGGCCCAUAUUAUGUUUGUGUUGUUUGCAACAGAUGUCUAUAUCGGCGUUCAGUUAAAAUAUUCAAAGAUGGAUAUGCAGAGUUAAGUAGUGAUUUCUAUUAUUCCCAUGUUACCAGCUUUGAUAAUGAGGCAUAUAUAUGUGUGACAUGUGAUAAGAAAUUGAAGAAGAAAGUUGUUCCAUGUCAAGCUGUAUGUAACAAAUUAUAUAUAUGUGAAAUACCAGAAGAGUUGAUUGAUUUGACAAAACUCGAAAAAGUCAAAAUUUCACAGAGGAUUCUUUUUAAAAAAGUCGUAAUAAUGCCAAAAGGACAAUCUCCGAAAAUGAAAGGUACAAUAUGUAAUGUACCACUUGAGGCAGAUAAUGUUUGUAAUAAUUUACCUAGAGGUGCUGAUAGCAAUGGUGUAAUUAUGCUAAAAUUGAAACGAAAGCAUGUUUUCCGUGUCCACGUACUGAAGCAUGUUUUCCGUGUCCACGUACUGUUUGAACCAGUAAGACCACAUGUUGUUAAAGCUGCUCUGUUAUAUUUGAAGCUUAAUAACCCAUUGUAUGCAGAAAUCACAAUAAACAUGGAGCAGUUGAACACUAGUUCGAUUAUGCAAAAUGAAAAUUCUACUGAUGAGAAUGAGCAAGUUACUGAAACUGAGAAUGUUUCGAUCGCUCCUUGUGAAGGUAAAAAUCCAUUGGGUGUUUUGAGUGAUCAAUUCUGUGAAGAGUUAGCACAUCCGUACUUAUUUCCUACUGGAGUAUUUGGGUAUAAAGUUGAUCGUAAAAUCAAAUUAUCUCCAUCUAAGUAUUUUAAUCAAAGGCUAUUGAACUAUAAACAAAGAUUUGCAUCAGAGCCAGAUUAUAUAUUUUUUGUUCAUUCAAUUUGGCAACAACAAAGUUUAACUAAUAGUAUCAACAUUGCAAUGAAAAAACUCAGAGGUAGCCAGCUAACUGCGGGUAUGCUCAGUAGAAAUUUUAAGGAAACGGUAAGUUCAUUUGUGGCUAGUGAAAAUGCAUAUAGUUUUAUGAAUACUAUCAAAGGAACCCCAGCAUACUGGAAAAGAUUUUUGUUUGAAGUUUUAGCUAUGGUUAAACAACUUGAUAUAGAUAAAAUAGAUUAUUUUGUACGGUGUAAACUAUUAAAUAGUAACCCAGUUUUAUUGGCUAGACACUUUCAAUAUAGAGUAGAAGUUUUCUUCAAAGAAAUUAUUGUUGAUGGUCCUUUAGGAAAAGUUAAAUAUCACGCCAUUCGUGUUGAGUUUCAGUUUAGAGGAAGCCCGCAUGUCCACUCAUUCAUAUGGGUUAUCGAUGCACCUAAACUCAGGAUAGAGACAAAAGAUGAAUAUUUGGCAUAUAUUGAUGCUAUAAUAAAAGUUCACCUACCAAACAGUAAUGAAGAACCUGAGUUGUACAAUCUAGUGAAGUCAUACCAAAUACAUUCCCAUUCUAAAUCAUGUUGUAAAUAUAAAAAUGUUGAAUGUAGGUACAGUUUUGGUCGAUAUUUUUGUGACCGCACCAUUAUCGCUGAACCAUUAUCUGAUGACCUAUCUGAAGAAGAAAAAGGUGAUUUGUUGCAAAAUCGUCAUAACAUUUUGAAUAAGGUGAAAGACUUUAUUGACAAAAACUUAAAUCCAAGAAAAAUCAACUUUUUAGAUCCAUUGAAGGAAAACUAUGUGGAAUUGAAAACCAUAAAUGAAAUACUUGAAGAUAUUGGAGUAGAUGAAGCACAUUAUUACAGUGCUUUGUCUGUUUCUAGUGAUACAGACUAUCAGAUUCAUUUUAAGCGUCCGCCAAACUCCUGUUUUGUGAAUAACUAUUUUGUUGAAGGCUUGAUGGCUUGGCAAGCGAAUAUGGAUAUCCAACCAGUCAUAAAUUAUUACAAAUCAGUUAGUUACAUGUGCGCAUAUUUUUCCAAGUCGGAAGAUGAAUCCACCGAGGCAAUGAGACAGGCUGCAAAAGAAGCUUCACUGAUGAACAAAACUACAUAUGAACAAAUGAAGUCAGUUGCUAGAGCUUAUGUAACUAAGCGGGAAUGCUCCAUUCAAGAAGCGGUUUAUCAUGUUAUGCCUGAGCUUUGGCUCCGAAAGUCUUUUCCAGCUGUCAUAUUCGCGAAUAGUAAUAUCCCAGAAAAUCGCUAUAAAGUUUGCCGUAGUGAGGAAGAGAUCAAAGAACUACCAGAAGAUAGUAUUGAUAUAUUCAAGCGGAAUAUGUUAGAUAGGUACAUAGAUAGACUUAAUGCAAAAUUUUCGAAAAGGAAAUAUGCUAUCGUUGAUGCAUUGUGUUAUGCAGAAUCUCUUUCCCAUUAUUACUUGAAAACAAAUGAUCAUUCAGAAAACGAUAAUCAGCCUACAGUUCUAGUCGAUGAUAUCAUUGAAGAAAACCAUAACCCAAAUAUGUACCCAAGUGUAUUGCCACUUAUGUCAUCAAAAGAAAAGCUAAAAUGUCGAAGGGUUAAAUCUGUGUUGCGGUAUCACGUACCGAACAGGCACAAAAAAACAGAAGAAUAUGCCCAUCACAUGUUGUUCAUGUUUUUCCCAUUUCCAGAUGAAUCUACAUUAAAGUGUCCAGAUACUGGUAGUUAUAUGAAUAAGUUGAUGCAACCAACAGUGCUGGACAUUGUCAAUGAGAAUAAAAUUUUUUUUGAACCAUUCUCAGAUUUAAUGGAAGAUGCAAUCAAUAAUUAUCACAGGGACAUGGUUGAUAACUUAGAUUCAUAUGCUCAGCAAGAGAAUGAUGAAGUACAGGAAUUAUUGAACACUGCUAAGACAAUUGAAGAUUAUGAAGAUGAAUGUCUUCUUGAUGAGGAAUCUGUGCUACCUUCUACUAUAGGUAGUGGUGGUUGUGGAAAGUCGCACCUUGUGAAAACUAUUUACCACUCAUUGACAAAAACACUGUCUUAUCAUUCUGGGGAAUAUGACAAACCAAAAGUAUUACUUCUUGCACCAACUGGAGUAGCUGCAGUUAACAUUAAUGGGACCACAAUUCACUCAGGAUUAGCUAUACCUGUAGGAAAUUUUAAAAAAUCCAUCCCUAAAUUAAGUGACAAGAAGCGUGCAACAUUAAGACAAAAGUUAUCGGAAUUGAAAAUUAUUAUCAUUGAUGAAAUUUCAAUGGUUUCAAAUUACUUACUGUUACAUAUUCAUCAAAGAUUGGUCGAAAUAUUUGGCGUGUCACAGGAAAUCAUGUUUGCAGGGAUAUCUGUGAUUGCAUGUGGUGAUUUUUAUCAACUCCCUCCUAUUCAGCAAAGACCAGUAUAUGCAGAAUAUCAGGAUGCAAUGCUAAAUAUGUUUUCACUGUGGAGGCAUUUCAGAAUUGCAGAACUCACCGAAGUUAUGCGCCAGAAAGGUGACAACUCUUUGAUUGAUUUGCUCAACAAAAUCAGAAUCGCAGGGUUGGAUGAUGAUGCCGAAACUCUUCUAAAAUCCAGGUUCAUUUCUGAUAGUGACGAUGAUUAUCCAAAAAAUGCUGUACAUAUAUGGGCAGAAAAUAAACCUGUAUCGGAUCACAACAAUUGUAUGCUCGAAAAACUGGACACUCCCUCAGUGAAGAUUGAUUCCAUCGAUACCAUUCCGAAAGAUGUACCAACUUCUCUUAUAGAGAAAGCGCGACAUCGAGGUCAAAUGGAAACUGGAGGACUUGCUCGCACUUUAACGUUGAAAGUUGGUGCAAAGGUUAUGUUGACUGCUAACAUUGAUAUUGAAAAUGACAGUAUUGGAAUUAAGCAAAAGAAUGCAGAUAUAUAUAGAAAACAUAAAAAUGUAGUACCUAUAACAAAAUCAGAAACCAAUAUUUUCCUCAAAAAGAGUGCUUCAUCUGUGACUAUUAAAAGAACACAAUUUCCAUUAAUGUUAGCAUGGGCAUGUACUGUGCAUAAAGUUCAAGGUAAGCAAUUUCCAGAGGUAGUGGUGAGCUUCAAUCUGCUGAAACAGAGAAGUUUUAAUUAUGGUCAAAUGUAUGUAGCACUGAGUAGAGUGACUGCUAUGAAAGGAUUAUAUCUUAUAGGAGAAUACAAGUCAUCUGCUAUACGUGCUGAUCCAAAAGCCAUUUUAGAAUACGAAACAUUGCGAAAUAAUUAUAUCAUGACCCCUAUCAAUCGUUUAUGUAAAGAUGAAUCAUCAUUGACCGUCAUGUUGCUGAAUGUACGAUCACUGAAAAAACAUGCCACUGAUAUUUUAUCAGAUGAAGCUUUAUGUGAUAUUGACAUAUUGUGUCUUACUGAAACUCAGAUUUCCAACAAUGAUGACUUGGGUUUGAUCAUAUCGACCAUGAAUCAAUUCACAGUAGAGCAUAGUGUAAGCAAUGAUAAAUUUUGCAGCUUAGCAUGUUGUGUUCAAUCAAAUAUCAAGAUUGUUGAUAUUUGGACGUUAAAAGGCGCGCUGCUGGUUACUGUAAAAGUGUAUGCUAUUCAGAAACAAGAGUUCAAUAUUUUGUUGUUAUAUCGUAAGCAAUCACUAUCAGUGGCGAACUUUCUGUAUGUAAUAUCACACUUCAUGUCUGUCUGUCAAGAUAAUAUACAUAUUAUUUUAGGAGACUUUAACAUUAAUGCAUUGAACACAACUGAUAACUCUUCUAUUCAACUUGAAAAUGCAUUAAGAAAUUACGACCUUAUUGUCAAUGAACCGACUCACAUUUCAGGAUCACUUAUUGACCAUGUGUACAUUAAAAAGGAUAUUUGUGACUGGCUGAAUGCGUCAGCCAAUACACCGUCUGACUACAAAUGUGUUCCAAGGAGUCGCGAUUUUUUUGCAAAUUGCGUUGUCGGAAUAAACGAAUUAUGCUUAUCUCCUUGA